Colletotrichum spaethianum is the source of this 966-nucleotide messenger RNA. RefSeq names its product putative 3-hydroxybutyryl-CoA dehydrogenase. The record is from RefSeq and is a predicted model, not a curated record. The coding region runs from base 1 to 966 and encodes 321 amino acids. Gene Ontology annotation, molecular function: oxidoreductase activity, acting on the CH-OH group of donors, NAD or NADP as acceptor; NAD+ binding. Gene Ontology annotation, biological process: fatty acid metabolic process. The transcript is spliced from 3 exons. NCBI's taxonomy places the organism in Eukaryota, Fungi, Ascomycota, Sordariomycetes, Glomerellales, Glomerellaceae.
AUGGCGACCGCAAUUGCUCGCGUUCGGGCGGUAGCCAAGCUCCCCGGACAGUUUCGUGCCUUCAGCUCGACUCCCAUCGCGGCUUCCGCAACUGGAGGAGUAAAGCGAUUGGGUGUCAUCGGUGCUGGGCAGAUGGGACUCGGCAUCGCUCUUGUGGCGGCCCAGAGAGCACAAGUCCCAGUGACGUUGGUUGAUGCCAACAAGGCGGCCCUCGACAAGGGACUGUCGUUUGCUGAGAAGCUUCUUGCAAAGGAUGUAUCCAAGUCCCGGAUCACUCAGGAACAGGCCGACCAGGCCCGCUCACUCCUCUCUCCGGCUACUUCCCUUGAUGAGCUAUCGGAUGUGGACUUUGUGAUUGAGGCCGUUCCCGAGAUCCCCAACCUCAAGUUCGAGAUCUUUGCCAAACUUGCCGAGGUCUGCCCCAAGCAUGCCAUUUUGGCCACCAACACAUCAUCCAUCUCCAUCACCCGGAUUGCGGCCUCGACGACCAAGGACCCUACAGACACCUCUGCCAGCUCCCGCGUCGUCUCAACCCACUUCAUGAACCCGGUCCCCGUCCAGAAGGGCGUCGAGAUCAUCAGCGGCCUGCAGACCAGCCAGGAGACGCUCGACAAGGCCAUUGCUUUCUGCAAGGCCAUGGGCAAGGUCACCUCCGUCUCGGCGGACUCGCCCGGGUUCCUCGCCAACCGCAUCCUCAUGCCUUACAUCAACGAGGCCGUCAUCUGCUUGGAGACCGGCGUCGGCGACAAGGAGUCCAUCGACGCCAUCAUGAAGAACGGCACAAACGUGCCAAUGGGCCCGCUGCAGCUCGCCGACUUCAUCGGCCUCGACACGUGUCUCGCCAUCAUGAAGGUCCUCUACGAAGAGACUGGCGACUCCAAGUACCGACCCAGCGUGCUGCUGCGCAAGAUGGUCGAUGCCGGCUGGCUGGGCAAGAAGAGCGGGAAGGGCUUCUACGAUUAUUGA